Cadophora gregata is the source of this 1128-nucleotide messenger RNA. RefSeq names its product actin (gene ACT1). The coding region runs from base 1 to 1128 and encodes 375 amino acids. NCBI's taxonomy places the organism in Eukaryota, Fungi, Ascomycota, Leotiomycetes, Helotiales, Ploettnerulaceae. The transcript has 6 exons. The record is from RefSeq and is a predicted model, not a curated record.
AUGGAGGAAGAAGUCGCAGCUCUCGUCAUUGACAAUGGUUCCGGAAUGUGCAAGGCCGGUUUCGCCGGUGAUGAUGCUCCCAGAGCUGUGUUCCCAUCCAUUGUUGGUCGUCCUCGUCACCAUGGUAUCAUGAUUGGUAUGGGUCAAAAAGACUCCUACGUUGGUGAUGAAGCACAGUCCAAGCGUGGUAUUCUCACCCUGAGAUAUCCCAUUGAGCACGGUGUUGUUACCAACUGGGACGAUAUGGAGAAGAUCUGGCAUCACACUUUCUACAACGAGCUGCGUGUAGCCCCCGAGGAGCACCCAGUUCUUCUUACCGAGGCCCCAAUCAACCCCAAGUCGAACAGAGAGAAGAUGACCCAGAUUGUUUUCGAGACUUUUAACGCACCAGCCUUCUACGUCUCCAUUCAAGCCGUUCUCUCCCUCUACGCUUCCGGACGUACCACCGGUAUCGUUCUUGAUUCCGGUGAUGGAGUUACUCACGUCGUCCCCAUCUACGAGGGUUUCUCUCUUCCUCACGCCAUUGCUCGUGUUGAUAUGGCUGGUCGCGAUUUGACCGAUUACCUGAUGAAGAUCUUGGCCGAGCGUGGUUACACUUUCUCCACCACUGCCGAGCGAGAAAUCGUUCGUGACAUCAAGGAGAAACUCUGCUACGUCGCCCUUGACUUUGAGCAAGAAAUCCAAACCGCCAGCCAGUCCUCCAGCUUGGAGAAGUCCUACGAGCUUCCUGAUGGACAAGUCAUCACCAUUGGUAACGAGCGUUUCCGUGCUCCUGAGGCGCUCUUCCAGCCAUCUGUCUUGGGUCUUGAGUCUGGUGGUAUCCACGUCACAACCUUCAACUCCAUUAUGAAGUGUGACGUUGAUGUCCGUAAGGAUCUCUAUGGUAACAUCGUCAUGUCUGGUGGAACCACUAUGUACCCAGGUAUCUCCGACCGUAUGCAAAAGGAAAUCACCGCUCUUGCACCAUCCUCCAUGAAGGUCAAGAUUAUCGCACCACCCGAGCGAAAGUACUCCGUCUGGAUCGGUGGUUCUAUUCUCGCCUCCCUAUCUACCUUCCAGCAAAUGUGGAUCUCGAAGCAAGAGUACGACGAGAGCGGACCUUCCAUCGUCCACCGCAAGUGCUUCUAA